CAAAACAAAAAUCUUCUGGAAAGUCCUCUCGAUAAUGUUAUAGCAAGCUAACCAGCUAAAGCGCGUUGCUACCGAUACCGUGAGCGAAAUUGUUUCCAGGUGUCUUUCGAAAAGCUUCAAAGUAAAUCUGUUUCACGAUGGAGAUGCCUCAAAAGUUUCGCUCUUUCUACAACUUGUUUUGGUCCGUUUUCGUGGCAUAGCUGGAAAGCUAACGCUGUCCAGUAAUAUCAGCUAGCUUAGCAUUGGACUCCCCCUAUAGAAAAAAGCCCAGCCUCCUCUGAGCCUUGUUGGACGGCAGAAGUCUGUAACUUUACUCGCCGGUUUUUUGACAGCAUCACCCUCAGCAUGUCUAUCCUAGGAUUAAAGAAGAAACAACCAAAGACUUUCAAAGUCAAAGUUAUCACCAUGGAUGCUGAAAUGGAGUUCAGCUGUGAGGUGAAGUGGAAAGGUAAAGACCUGUUUGACCUGGUGUGUCGCACUGUUGGUUUGAGGGAGACCUGGUUUUUCGGACUCAGGUACACAGUAAAGGACACCUACGCCUGGCUGAAACCAGAGAAACGCGUGUUGGACCAGGAGGUUCCAAAGGACUCUCCCAUAACAUUUCAUUUCCUGGCCAAAUUCUUCCCAGAAAAAGUAGAAGAAGAGCUAGUCCAAGAGAUAACUCAGCACCUCUUCUUCUUACAGGUGAAAAAACAGAUAUUAGAUGAAGAGAUAUUCUGUUCCCCUGAAGCGUCUGUUCUGUUGGCAUCAUAUGCUGUUCAGGCCAAGUACGGUGACUAUGACCCAAACUUUCACAAGCCAGGCUUCCUGGCACAAGAUGAGCUUUUGCCGAAAAGAGUUUUGAUGCAAUACCAAAUGACAGCAGACAUGUGGGAGGAGAAGAUUACCGCUUGGUAUGCAGAGCACAGAGGCAUCGCCAGGGAUGAGGCUGAGAUGGAAUACUUAAAAAUUGCUCAGGACCUUGAGAUGUACGGUGUCAGCUACUUUGCCAUCACUCAAAAUAAGAGGGACACAGACCUGUUACUAGGAGUGGAUGCUCAGGGUCUUCACAUCUACAGCCCCAACAGCAAACUCAACCCAAACAAAUCCUUUCCUUGGAGCGGCAUCCGCAACAUCUCUUACAGUGAAAAGGAGUUCACAAUCAAACCCCUCGAUAAAAAGAAAGAUGUUUUCAAGUUCUACUCGUCUCAGCUGCGCGUCAACAAGCUGAUCCUGCAGUUGUGCAUCGGUAACCACGAUCUAUUCAUGAGGAGGAGGAAGGUGGACUCCAUUGAAGUGCAACAGAUGAAGGCUCAAGCGAAAGAGGAGAAGGCCCGCAAGAAGAUGGAGCGUCAAAUCCUGGCACGGGAAAAACAGAUGAGAGAGGAAGCGGAACGGGCAAAAGAAGAAAUGGAACGAAGACUUUUCCAGCUGCAGGACGAGGCACGACUGGCCAACGAGGCACUGCUGCGAUCUGAAGAGACAGCAGACCUGCUGGCAGAGAAGGCCCAGAUUGCUGAGGAGGAGGCCAAGCUGUUGGCCCACAAGGCUGCAGAGGCUGAGCAAGACAGGCAGAGGUUAGAGGUCACCGCCAUGAAGACCAAGGAGGAGAAAAGGCUGAUGGAGCAGAAGAUGAGGGAGGCAGAGCAGCUGGCUGUCAAACUGGUGGAGCAGUCAGAGAGGAGGUUGAAGGAGGCAGAUCAUCUGAAACAGGACCUGACCGAGGCAAAGGACGCUGAGAGGAGAGCCAAACAAAAGCUGCUGGAGAUCACCAAAACAACAUACCCUCUCAUAGCAGCCUACUCCACUCCUGCUCCCCCUGCUCCUCCUGAAGCAGCCGACUUUGCCUAUGAAUCUGCAUCUACGCGCCUCGACUUCAAGGACUCUGACAUGAAAAGGUUGUCUAUGGAGAUCGAGAGAGAGAGGCUGGAGUACAUGGAGAAGAGUAAACACCUGCAGGACCAGCUGAAGGAACUGAAGACGGAGAUCGAGUCUCUGAAGCUGGAGGAGCAGCAGCAGCAAGCUGGCAUCUACGGCCUCCGCAGUGAGGCGAGGGGAUUCAUCCAGGAGCCCGUCUACAUACCUCACAGCAACCGAAACUCUGCAUACAUGUCUCAGAUGGCCUUCUUUGAAGAAGUGUGAUCCUGCAAGAUGGGGAAGGAGCGCACCAGCUGUUGUGACUCAAUACUUUCUCAAAAUGUCCGGUUCAUUUUUUACCUGGCUGAAACUAACAGACAGACACUCACACACUUUGUGCUUUUGAAAGACUUUAAAACUGUCCUCAACAACAAACAGCCACUGCUGGCUCCCUGCACAGGUUGUCGUGCAGAUUGUUCCACCUGCUACACUACAGUGCCUUUCACAUUUCUUUUUAUAUAUAUAAUGAACACAUUAAUGUGUGUAUCUAACAGAUUCAGGACAUGGUGCUGAUGAUGGAUGUAUGAAUGAGUUGCUGAUGGCUUUUUUGUGGUUUUAAGGGAUACUUCGCAGUAAGUUGGUCAGAUAUAAUAUCAUAACUUAAUGACGAGUCAUACAUUAGUGCCUUGACAACAUUUUGGGAUAGGGAUUGAGGUCAAAAUUACUCACAAGCCAGCUUUAGGCGAAGUUCCUGCUUUAGAUGUAAUAAGGUAAAUUAUCUUAUCUGAGGGGAAAUUCUUCAAAGUUAUGAAUAUCAAAUUGAUUUUGUGAAUAUGGUUAUUGUCUUUCAAACCAGCAAAGUGUUUGUCAAACUUUAGAAAUUAGAACAUCAAAGAAACCAAAAUGCCCAAAUUUCAGGUUAUGUAUUAACCAAGCUUUUGUUGAUAACACCAGAGACAACUCGUGAUCAAUGAUAUGCAAUGUGGGAAUAAGCAUAGUGAUCUUGUGCAUAAAAGUAAUUUAUAAAAAUAACAAUUGCAACUUACAGAACAGUCCAAGCAGACAUGUGCUGGGACAGUCUCUACACGUGACACUCCAUAAAAAUGUUAAACGUGGUGUUUGAUCUGUGAUUUGGCCUUUCACUUGUGUUGGUUUGCUGUUUCUCUUACUUGGUUCGUGAAUUGCCUUUACUGAUAGCAGCAGUCAGGUGCCUUUAUUGUUUCUAAUGCCUCUUACAAGCUUACAAGCAUACAAGCUUGUUCUCUGCCAUUUCAAGUUUUUAUAUUUUGUACUCUAGACUGUUGAUGUGCCUUGAACUUUAUUUUUUACUAUGAUUAUUUGAGUUACUAAGGUUUAAUUUGGUAUCAUUGUGCUCGUGUUUCAUAGCUGUGAGUUUAUUUUGGGGGUUGAUGUCGUGCCCUGACCGGAUUGACAGACCAGCAGGCUGAUGGCUUUUCUGUUUCUUUUUUUGUCUUUUUUCUCAGCUCAUGUCCUUCUCAGGGUUAGUGUUGGAGACAAUCACUGCAUGUAGAAUCUAAUUGUUUAACCCCUGAGAUGAACAGUAUCCAUUAAUGUUUACCUUUUUAAGCAGGCUAUUUUCGUCAAAUAGUUGUUCAAAUGGUUUCUGACAGCAGCGUGUGCACAGCAUUUCACAUAUAUAAAGGUGGGUAAUCUGAGUGGGCCUUUAUUGUGCCAUACUCCUCAUUACAUUGUUAAAAAGGGAGAGGCUGAAUGCCAAAUGUUCAGCCAGAAAUUCUGCAUUUUUUAAAAUUUGGACCGGCCUGUCAGACUGAACAGUGACAAACGCUUGGUUCAUAAUUGCCCUCAUGAUUGGGUUAUAAAUGAGUAUUGCUAACCUUGGUCUUGCCUAAAUGGCAUUGUCUCAUAUGACCCGGUGGAAGUGUUCUUUUUUUAUCAACAGCGUGCUUAAGUGCUUCAAUUUUCUUCUUGAACUUUAUUUAUUUGUGCUAUAAAUGCUUAAAUAACAUCAUCAUACCCCUUUUCUUGAGCUCUAUCAUUGUUGAGGAAUUUACUGUUUGUUUUUCUAGAAUGGGAUUUUUCUGCCAAAUUUUAGCCCAGUGUUGAAAAAUGAUUUUCACCUAGAACAAUUUUAUACCUUAAGGAAUGCCUUUUUAUUUUGAAGUGACAAAAAUCUUAAAAUUUCACAUUCACAUCAAAGUUGUGUCAAUGAUUUUUUUUUUUUUUUUUGCUCAUCAAGUUAUCUUAUGCAUAUCAUUUCAUUACAACACUGAUUACAAAACAAAGUCUCUGCUUUGCCUGAUGUUUGCACAAACAGUAGUGAUCUCAUAGGCAGUGAUUUAAUCUUUCUUGCCUCCAAAUGUGUCAAUAAAAUGCAGUCAUCGUAACUACA
Messenger RNA from Plectropomus leopardus (leopard coralgrouper), 4207 nucleotides. RefSeq names its product NF2, moesin-ezrin-radixin like (MERLIN) tumor suppressor b (gene nf2b). Gene Ontology annotation, molecular function: actin binding. The record is from RefSeq and is a predicted model, not a curated record. NCBI's taxonomy places the organism in Eukaryota, Metazoa, Chordata, Actinopteri, Perciformes, Serranidae. Gene Ontology annotation, cellular component: cytoskeleton.